CAUGGGCAUAUAUUGAAUAAUAAUUUCGACUUUCUAACGGUACCAUCCAUUUUUUAGCUUUCGUUGAGAACAAAAUGAAGUUGGCGGGUGGAGGUGUUUAGGCAUUUACAUCAGGUACCUCUUUAGCGGCGUGUGUGUUAAGGAGGAAGUGCAAUGCCAAAGGUGAAUGGCAAGACUAAUAAAUGACCAUGAAGACAGCAUUCUGUGUGAGAAGGUUGAACCCUGCCAUCUUCCUUUUUCUGGCUGUCAUUGCCUUAAUCUUUGUGCUAUAUCACAUGGAUACUUUACAGUUUCAGCAUAAAGUCAACUCCCCCAUCAUCAUGCCAAGACUCUCCCCUCAUCAUAUCGUUAAUCGCAGCUUCUGCACCUUCGAGCCACGGUCCCCCCAGGACGCCUUGGAGGAACGCCUCAUACUAGACUCCAUUGCUUGGCCUGAAACUCCACUUUUACCAUCUCCUGUUUCCUUGGAGCAGACCACUGAUCCAGCCCACAGCACCUUCACCAUCCUCCCAGGGAGGAAAGGUGGGCAGUGGCAUGUAGGGGACCAGCUGGAGGUUAUGAUACAAACCUUUGACUUCCAAGGUCGUCCCAAGAAGUCUGGGGGGGACUUCCUGACCGCCCGUCUGCACAACCGGACGCUUGAAGCAGGUGUGGCUGGUCAAGUUGUGGAUCAUCUGAAUGGGAGCUACUCUGCUGUGUUCUCUUUGCUCUGGGAAGGAGACGCACAGAUUGAGGUGACUCUGGUUCAUUCUAGUGAAGCCGUCUCAGUGCUGGACAGGCUGAACAGAGAACAGCCGGAUAGGAUUUACUUCAAGAGCCUCUUCCGCUCAGGCUCUCUCUCUGAAACCACCAUCUGUAACGUCUGCCUGCGGCCAACCCAACAGCCGGUGUGUAACUACACUGACCUUCGUACAGGCGAGCCUUGGUUCUGUUACAAGCCAAAGAACCUGAGCUGUGAUACCAGGAUCAACCACUUCAAGGGAGGAUUCAAACAAAACCUCAAGGUCCAUGAGGAGAAGCUAUUCCACAGUGGUGUGAACAUGAAAGUAUCCAUUCAGGCUACAGGACCUUCCACUGCUACUGUGUUGUCGAGAAAGGAAGGUCAACUAAAGGUGAAGACAAGCUCUGGGACAUCUGUACCAUCUGGUUAUUACUACCAGGGCGUUUGGCGAGCACUAGGAGGCACCUCACUAUUCCAAUUCAACAGGUCUACCAUCACACAGUGUCUGAAAGGCAAAGUCGUCCACAUGUAUGGAGACUCCACAAUCAGGCAGUGGUUUGAAUUCCUCAACGCAGCUCUACCAGGUCUUAAGGAGUUUGACUUACACAGCCCGAGACAAAUUGGACCUUUUAUGUCCUUGGACUAUGAAAACAACAUCUUGGUGACGUACCGUUGCCACGGUCCACCUAUCCGCUUCAGCCUCGUCCCGACUAGAGAGCUUUGUUACAUUGCUAAUGAGAUAGAUGACUUAAUUGGAGGCCCCAACACUGUCGUAGUCGUUGGCAUCUGGUCUCACAUCAGCACUUUCCCCAUUGAGAUCUACAUCAGGAGGCUACAGAGCAUCCGUAGGGCGGUGGUGCAGCUGCUGGACAGGGCUCCAGGCACGCUGGUCAUCAUCCGGACUGCAAGUGUCAAAGCUUUGACACUUUACGAGACAAUUACCAACAGCGACUGGUAUUCUCUGCAGCGUGAUAAGGUGCUCAGAGCCAUGUUCAAAGGACUGAAAGUUCAUCUGAUUGAUGCCUGGGAAAUGACCCUGGCCCACCACCUGCCACAUAACCUCCACCCACAACCUCCCAUUAUUAAGAAUAUGAUCAACCAUAUAUUGUCCUAUAUAUGUCCUCAUAAGGGCGGCUAGAUAUUUGUCCUGGUGGGAAAGGAAUGUUUAUUAGUUUUUUCAGACUUUCAACCUUCUUCUUAUUUUUUGGCUUCAUACUCAGAUCUGGAUAUUUUCCCAAGGAAUUCAUGUUGUAAAGUUCUCAUCUUUCCCAAUCAAAUCACAAUGCUAGCGCUUCCUUCGGUGUGGAGGUGACCAGUGGAGAGCUGAUCCAGCCUCUUUCUUCCCUGAGGAGGGGGGCUCAGAUGUUAGAUGUUGUGUCACCUUAGACUAAAUAACUCAAAGCUGUAGAAUUCAAACUUUGAGCAGCCUUGAGGCAUAAUUGGUAUAUUCUCUGGAACUCUGCUCCAGGCUUGCAAGCAUAUAAUAAACAUUCUGUUCAAUAAUUUUACACCAAUGUUGAGUAAAAAUUAAUUUUAACAGCCACGACCAUGUAUACCCCGCUACCCCCCUCACAAAAGAUCAGAGUUUGCUCUUACUCAUAUGUCCUGAGACACAAUGUGACAAGAGUAAUUCUCUAUCACAGUUUGGGUCUGCUUGUCUUAUUUUGGUAGUUUUCAUGUCUCUUGUGGUCCUGGGUUAACUUCGGGAAGAAUCCUGCACCUGAGUCCUGCCUUCGCCUGCACCAGCAAUCCUCGCUGACAUUCUCCAGGACAUUCUCACAAUAUUCAAUGAACAUUUCUCUGGCUUGGUGUCAGCAACCUCUUAACUUUUUCAUAAAGCCUUUAACAAUCAUGUGGAAUUGUUAUGGGAUUCAGAGUUAUAUACAUAUUUCAUUUGUGCAUGCGAAAAUGUAAUGUUCAUGGGUAAGAAUGUUAAAAGGGAAUUGCUGUUUUUUAUGUUUUCUUUUUGACACAAAGUUGAUUUGAAUGUUUUCUGUUAGUAGAGGUGUAUGUGUAUGGAGGACAAAAAAUGACUAAAUGUAUGAUUAAAUAUGGAAAUUAAUAAUUAAUGUAUCCAUAAAUGAAUAAAAGUUGAUAAUCAA
This is a messenger RNA of Pungitius pungitius (ninespine stickleback), 2823 nucleotides long. Its product is annotated as NXPE family member 3-like. The record is from RefSeq and is a predicted model, not a curated record. The transcript is spliced from 8 exons. NCBI's taxonomy places the organism in Eukaryota, Metazoa, Chordata, Actinopteri, Perciformes, Gasterosteidae. Bases 183 to 1859 code for a protein of 558 amino acids.